CUACAUUUGAAGAGAGCAAAUAAACCCUUUUCAAAAAAACCCUAAAUUCGUAAGGCCCGUUCAAUCUCCUCGCCGCCAUUCGCCUUAAUCAGCUUACCGGCCUCAAUCUACGAAUUCUUGAUCAGUCGAACGCCGCAGAAGAAUCCUAUUCUAUUAAAACAAGAUGCAGCACGACGAGCUUAUAUGGCAUGUGAUUCGUCACAAUCACUGCAGUUACAUGGCGAAGUUGGAAACGGGUAAUUUCUGCCGUAACUUAUAUAAUGUUACUGGUAUCUGCAAUCGGAGUUCAUGUCCCUUAGCGAAUAGUCGUUAUGGAACCAUUAGGGAACAUGAAGGUGUAUUCUUCUUGUAUAUGAAGACUAUAGAAAGAGCUCAUACGCCAAACAAGUUGUGGGAAAGAGUUAAGCUGCCAAGGAACUAUGAGAAGUCCUUGGAAAUUAUUGACAAGCAUAUGAUGUACUGGCCACAGCUUCUGGUACACAAGACGAAGCAGCGGUUGACUAAAAUGACCCAGAUGCGGAUCCGAAUGAGGAAGCUUGCUUUGAAGACAAGGGAAAAGAUAAUGACAACUCCUAGGAAAGACAUGAAGCGGGAGUCUAGGAGAGAGGAGAAGGCUGAAAAGGCAGCACUUCUAGAGAAGACUAUUGAGACGGAGUUGAUCGAACGACUCCACAAGGGGGUGUAUGGUGAGAUAUACAACUAUCCGGAAAAAGAAUAUAAGAAGGUUCUUGAUGUUGAGGCCGGUCAAGCUGUUGAAGAGGAGGAAGAGGAGCUAGAGGAGGAAUAUGAGACAGAGUAUGUUGAAGGAGACUAUGAAGAGGAGGAAUAUGAGCCAGAGUUUGUUGAAGGAGAUGAUGAACUCGUAGAUAUAGAAGAUAUGGGCGCUAUGUCCAUAGCUGAUGAUAAUGAUGAAGAAACUGUUGAAAAGAAGAGACCCAGAAAGGGUUCUAAAGAUGGACGGGGUGAUGCUAAAUCAAAGAAGAAAUCUAAAGUGAUUGUUGAGGUUGAGCAUGAUGAUGGCGAUUUAAGACAGAUGGCUACCCUUUGAAAAAAGAGAGGUUAAUUUAUGUAUUUGAUCUUUUCUCUCAUUAUGUUUGUUAAAGGAAGUGACUUUGCAUUUUUUCGUUAUUUUUUCGUUAUUUUGGGCAUGAAUGAAUCCAUGGUCCAUAUUUAUAUCCAAUUUUGUGAUAGCGAAAACAGUUUUUCUUUCUUAGAAUUGUUGGUGGAUUGUGAAUUCAAGAGAAAUUUUGAGGUUCUAACUAACAUU
This is a messenger RNA of Impatiens glandulifera, 1267 nucleotides long. RefSeq names its product protein MAK16 homolog. Gene Ontology annotation, cellular component: preribosome, large subunit precursor; nucleolus. The record is from RefSeq and is a predicted model, not a curated record. Bases 164 to 1048 code for a protein of 294 amino acids. Gene Ontology annotation, biological process: maturation of LSU-rRNA; maturation of 5.8S rRNA. Lineage: Eukaryota; Viridiplantae; Streptophyta; Magnoliopsida; Ericales; Balsaminaceae. The transcript is spliced from 11 exons.